AUUCCACUUUCAAGGCUGAAGGGUCAUUUUUCAUUCAUCACUUGCCAAACACACUCUAUAAACCUGAUCAACAAGUUGAACGAGUGCUCGUGCCUCAAUGAAACGCUUGUUGAGUGAAGUGAUUGCAUCCUUCAACAAGACCAGCCCCUUUACUAAAGUCGAAACCUGUGUGAAUUACUUUACACAUCUUCCACAAUAAACUCAGCAUAGAUGAAACCAGCAUAUUUCCUAGAGACUCGUCACAUGUAAGUGUGGAGGUGCUGAUCGCUGCAUGUAAACAGGUUUAACGCUGCUGUAACAACUUUACCAACUGUGAAAACGACUCUUCAGGGUAAGAUGGACAGUAAGAAGACAGAUGAAGAUGUAGAUGAGUCUGAGGAAGAUGGGAUUGACUCUGAGGAAGAUGAGAAUGAUUCAGCAUGGGACUCAUCAACGAGCUAUGCAACAUCUGAAAAACUGUAUGAAAAUUUGCAUAAUGUAGAGGAAACCAGUGCAUCAACAAACUUACAUGAGGAAUUGCGCAUCAUGUUACUGGGGGCGAGGGGGUCUGGAAAAAGCUCAACUGGAAACACCAUCCUCAGGUGCAGCGCUUUUAAAUCGGACAUGCAGCUGAACAGAGUCACACAGUUCUGUGAAAGAGCAUCUGGAAACAUCAACGGCCGGCCCGUGGCCAUAAUCGACACGCCGGGACUGAACAGGAUCGGCCGUACAGAGAGGGAAGUGACCCGAGAGAUCCUAAAGUCCAUCUCUCUAUAUACUCCAGGACCGCAUGUGUUUCUGCUGGUUAUGCCUGUUGGGAACUUAACUAAUGAUGACAAAAGCAUGCAUAAGCUGAUUGAGAGCAUGUUUGGGGAGAGCGUCUGGAAGUACACCAUCAUUGUGUUCACUCACGGUGAUCGUCUGGAGGGAAAGACGGCGAAUGAUGUUAUCGCAUACUCAGACAAGGCGCUACGCAGUUUUAUUCAUAAGUGCAGUGGUGGGUUUCUGUUUUUCAAUAACAAGGACACGACAAACUACGAGCCUGUGACAGAACUCCUAAAGAAAGUCGAUACCCUCGUGGCCAUCAAUGGAAAGAGCUGCUACACGUUGUCUUUCUACCCGGCCGCUGAGAGAAAGAUCAGGAAGAAAAUGGAGAAAGUUUUAGAGAUGAGAAAAGACCAGAUUGCACAGAAAGAGAGGGAGCUGCUGGUACACUGCAAAACUGAGCAGGAGGUGGAAAGAAUAAAGCAGGAACUCUGGAGAAUGGAAGAAAAUGAUGCAAGAAAAAUGGCUGAGAAUCCAGCCAAAAAAAAACUGUCCAUCAAACUAGCCAAAUGGCACCAAGACCGACAGUCUUCCAUCUAGAAACUUGUCCAAUUAUUUGACAAUGCUUGUGUUUUUAUUGGUCUGGCUUGUAUAGUAAGAUAGAAAUGGAUGAUAUGAAUUCUUCUAAUGUAUUUUUUGUUUGACUGAGCAAAAUUAUGCCAUUUAAUACCCUUAAAGGUGCACUAUGUAACUUUUUGUUUUGUUCAAAAUUAACCAAAUUUAAAUAAUGAGUCAAUACACCAUCAGUCUUACUUACAGAAUGUGUUUAUCUUACCCUAAUUCACUAUGGUAAGCCAAGCCCAUUAUAAGUGUUUAUAUUUUACACCUAGCAGGAUGAUUUUUUUUUUUUUUUUUCUACGGGAAAUUGCAUAAGUUGCUCCGGCUACUUUGAAGUGUGUAUGAUGUGGGAGUGGAAAGGUUAGUUGUCAAUAAGCGAGAAAGGUUGACAUGGAGCUAAAUCUCGACACACCAGAGGCCUGUUGCAUGAAGGUAGUUGAACAAAGUUUCAGAGUAGGUUUAGAGUUGACAGUUCCAUAUAAAUCCAACUGGUUUAGAUCAGGCUCAACAGGUCCACAACGCUCGGUAUAAACUUUCUCUGUCAACUCAGGUUUAAUCCAGAGUUUGCGAUUAUCUCUGAAGCUCACCCAAAAGUUCACCCAAAAAUGGAAAUUCUGAUUACUCACCUUCAUGUCGUUCCACACCUGUAAAACCUUCGUUCAUCUUCGGAACACAAAUUAAGAUAUUUUUGAUGAAAUCCAAGAGGUUUUUUAUCUCCCAUAGAAAGCAACGAAGUUACCACAGUAGAAGUAGUAAAGACGUCGUUAAAAUAGUCAACGUGACUGCAGUGGUUCAACUUUAAAGGUGCAGUAUGUAGGAUUUCUGUCCGCUAGAGGUCGUUAGAGCCCUAUUCAAAACAAAGGCGUAGCUUGAUGACACCAAGUUUGAGCGCGGAAUCUUGGGACAUGUGUUCUUCACUUCAACGGAUAGUGCAAAAGAAUAGAGAUAGGACUCGGGAAGAAAUCAUGUUCAGGGAUGCCAUUAUUAACGUUAUUGUAGUAUGAAGCAGAGCAGGACCGAGUGUUGUGGGAGCUGAACGAGGCAGCUGGAGCGAUUGCGCAACAACGCCGCGAGCAGCGGAACUUUUAUUAUGCCACAGUCGCUGGCGCCGCUUCCACUUUUCCGGUCAUGAGUAUGAGGUAACACAGCUCUGUUUAUCAUAUUAGAUGCAUUUGAGAGUGUUGAAAAUGAUGUUAUAAUCCUACUCUGUGCGUUCGCUCGUUGGCUGCUGUGAGACACUUGUUUGAGACACACUGCAGUAAGAUAGGUCGAUUUUAGAAUAUCAGAUUAAUAAAUGCUGGAUGGCUUGUGUUGAUAAAUGGCAUGCAAUUAAUUUUAAAACGUGUUGUAUGAUGGAGAAAAUUCUGUAUUACUGUUACUAAAAAUAAAGCUGCAUCUGAUUAUGCUAUAUUAGCUACUUGACAAAAUAGUGUUUUUCUCUGAGGCAUGGUAAAGGCUACUUACAAAGAAUCAAGAAAAUUAGAUUUAAACAAUGAGACUAAACGUGUUGAGCUAUAUAACAACAAUUCGAUUUCUGUCUAUAAACAUAUCAAAACAGUUGUUCCCUUGUCUAUUAAAACGUGUAAUAUAUUAAAGCGUCUUUGGUGUUUCCAUGGUUUCUACAAAAUAAAACCGGAAACUAGGGCUGGACGAUUAAAAGUAAUCGAAACCGAAAUCCAGAACCUCUAACCGACGUAAUUUUCCCAUGUCGGUUAUUUCGGUUUUUUAAUCCUGUUAAUACUUCCCACUUAAAAACAUACUAGCGUGCGUGUUGCCAUGUGACUCCGCCCGGUCCAGUUAACAUGCAGGUGAACGCAGAGUCAACACAGAGAUGGCACGCGAGCAGUGAGCCUUGUGUCUUCAGUAACCUUUGUCAGUUGCAUGUGUAUUACGGUUUGCCAAUUUAGACAUUAAAGCGAUUAGACGAUCGGCUGUGUGUUUUUUAUAUUGAGAUAACACAUGCUCGCGCAGCUGCAUUGUGGCACGAACACUCAUACAAACAGUAGCUGCACAAAACGUGAAGAUCGCGCGCACUGAGGAACAGAAACUAGUUGUCAGAGCUGUCCUGUGAUUUAUCACUAAAGUAGCUUAGAAACUCAAAACUUAUUAUAGCAUAUAUUUUUCUACUUUUGAAGUAACUAUUUACAACCCACAGCUUCACAAUUAAUAGAGAGACGGUAUGACUUAUUCACACACGUAAUCGCUCUCAUUGCGUACUGGUACUGUGCUAAUUUAUCUUUAUCUGAUUUACAACGAGCAGAAAUCUGUAAGAAAUGUUACGAACCAUAGAUAAAAUAACUGCUGAAAGUGAGCUGUUAUGUCAGAUCACUCUUUCAAUAGGAAAAUAUAUCCCACCUUUAAUAUUCAAUCACAUUUACAGUACAAACCUUGUCAGUGAACUAUGAGGGCAAAAAACCAAACAAACAAAAGAAUCGUUCAUUAAUUGUAAUCGAGGUAAAAUGUUCAAUUAAUCGAGGUUUUGAUUUUAGGCCAUAAUCGUCCAGCCCUACCGGAAACCGAGGCAGACCGAGGGUAACGCGGGUAUGACGCAAUUGACAGGGCGACUCCUCACAUGUCCCGGAGCCUUGGUUAAAAUUGCAAUUUUCUCAUGAUUUACAAAUAGUUGGAAACAUUUGGGAUCUUGUAAGUACGCAAGUGAACCAAAUAUAUAACACUGGCCUAGUGGUUUUUGGAUAUUUUACUGCAAAAAUCAUACAUAUUGCACCUUUAAUAUUAUAAAGCGACGAGAAUACUUUUUGUGCACAAAAACAAAACAAAAAUUUUUCCAUUUAAAUUUUUUGAACAGUGUCCAUCUUGGCCCACUUUUGGAGUGUAUAGUAACCAGAGCAGAGGCUCCUCGAGGUACAAAGCUAAAUCAAAUCACUAAAUCAAAUCACAUUUAAUAAUAGGCUAAUAAUAAUAAUAAUAAACAUUUGAAUGAUUCGACCCAACCAGGUUAUGAUGAAUAACCUGAUAUUUGAAACAUAUCUUCCCCUUUACUGCACGAAAAAUCUCCAUCACUUUAUAACACAUAAAACUUGAUAUUAAAUGUGACAUAAAUUCAAAUAUCACUAUUAUCCAAUGCAGAAAAAUUCAAUCUAACCUCAAUAAUGUUCCAGUGAAAUAAAUCUUACAUAAGUCUUUGAAUUCCGGUCAGGUAUGAUUAUCUAAACUGAUCUGUUGUAGUUUUUCACUUAUUGACCUGGGAAAAUAUAUGUAAUUAUUAUAAACACAACAAUUGAAAAUGAGCCAUGUUAUUUACUGUCUGUACCAUUCUUAAAUGUGAUACAUAGAACACUAGUGUAAAAAUAAAUUCUAUUCAGGAUAAAGAGAAUUAAUUAGUCAAAUAUGUUAAAGUGUUUCUUUUAACAAACCAAAACCUAAUUAUUUUGCUGGACAGUUUCCAAUACAGUAGCUGCAAAAAAAAAAAAAAAAUGUUAUUGUCGUUAUUGUCUGUGAUUGUCUUUCUCCACACUCUUGUGUUUUACGUAGAUGUGUCAUUUCCUUCCGUCAGAAAUUCUUUAUUUCUUUUGAACCUCUUGUAGUUGAUGUUUACAUACCAGAGUACUCUAUAGGGUAACACUGGUUUGACUACUACAUGCUCAGAUUAUUCCAUCAUCAUGGGGAUCGUCUCAGUGCUGCCCUCCUCUGGUUAAAAGACUAUUGUAAAGUACAACAGUAAAGUACCUACUGCAAGUGUGCCUAGUCAGAUUUUUGUAUUUUUUCAUUUUAAUGUUAAAUUUUUUUUAAUGUCAUAUUGUCAGUUUUCCAUUUGUGUAUUCAUCCUAAGUAACCUACAGUAUACUCAUGUCUUGUAAAUAAUCAUUUUAAAGCAUUCAAGCAUUUAAUCUAGGGUUCUUGUCUCAAUUUUAAAGAACGCUUCAUGCCAGAAAGGUUCUAUAUGAGGAUAAAUGUCUUAAAUGAAUGCAUCAGUGUUGGGAAAAGUUACUUUUAAAAGUAAUGUGUUACAAUAUUGUGUUACUCCCUAAAAAAUAAACUGCGAUAUUUAGUUACUUUUAAGUAAUGAAUUACAUUACUUUUCUCACAUGGGCUGGACUUUGUUUCUAUUUUUG
Molecule: messenger RNA, 5435 nt
Organism: Ctenopharyngodon idella (grass carp)
Lineage: Eukaryota; Metazoa; Chordata; Actinopteri; Cypriniformes; Xenocyprididae
Product: GTPase IMAP family member 7
Exons: 4
Coding region: 337-1344 (335 amino acids)
Molecular function (GO): GTP binding
Source: RefSeq, a predicted model, not a curated record